GUGAUGGCAACCAGAACGGUCGGCGAUAAAGCGAAGUGGCGCAGGAGAAAAUUAUCAAAGAUUCCUGACGAUGACAAUGACUGCGCUAGUUUGGCUUGGCUCCUUAAUUUUCGACUGGACGCGCUUGUUAAUGUGAAGGUGCCUGAAGAUGAGGUGCGCGUUGAGGAACCUCUGACUGUGAAGAAACCACCGUACACAUAUCCCGAACUAAUCGAGAGAGCUUUGAGAGAAAGAGGGGAGCUUACAGUCUCGGGAAUUUAUCAAUGGAUUUCUGAUCACUUUCCUUUCUACAAAGCGAAUGAUGAGCGUUGGAAAAACUCAGUUCGGCACAACUUGUCAAUCAACCCUCACUUCCGCAAGGGUGCGCGGGCGUCACAAGGAGCUGGUCAUCUUUGGUCGUUAGCCGCCAAUGCAAUAGACUUGCUGCCACAGAGGAGAGAGCAAGAGAAGACUGAGCGAUUGGAAGCUCAUAUAAUUGAGUGCCCCAAGGUGAUCGUACUAGACGAGGCCGCUAUUGCUGCGGCGAGUAUAAUUCCUGAUCAAGACAUAUUCAAUGGAGGGGCAAUGUUCCUUAACCCCGUGUCUGCAGAGCAAGUGGUGCGCGAGUGUGGACUCAUCACUGGCCUAUAAGUUUUCAUACAAUUUUAGAGCAUAACUUAACUAACUUAGGUAACAAAUUCUAUGGCUUUGUGUAACUGAGGUGCAAAAACCAGCUAACCUGUUGAAGAACUGUAAAAGUGGACACUAAAAAGUAGAAAUGGGCGAUUACUGCGAAACAAAAAACGAUCUAUUGCGCAUUUGUCAAUUUCAUCGUUGAUCGCCAGCUGGAUCACAUUCUCAUCGCAUGUUUUGUAUUAUCUUAUAUUUUAUUUAUGUAACUCGCUUGUGUUGUCAAAUUAUGUUUAUGUAACAGUGAAUGAUUGAAUAAGGUUGAUUUAUUUUACUUUAAAUUUUAUCAGCACGUGUCAAUUACAAACGGGACAGUCGACAGCCCCCCAAAAAUAGUCGUCAAUUGUUUUAAUGAAACGAGCAAUGGAAUUUGAUUAGCGUUAGCAACACAUCGUCACUAGAAAUAUUUUUUUGCCUUACGUUUACAUUGACGUUUUGUAGGUCUUCAUAAUUAACGUAUAGUUAAUGGUUCAUGUAAUUUUCGUUGUCUAGUCUUACCUUUGUCUAGAUCAAGUAAAAGCUUGUUAGGAAACUUUGUUGAAAUUAACUUGGCGUGUCGACUUUAGCAAAGUUGAUCUCACCACUCGUACAAUAAAUGCAAAUAGUCUAUUAUUUACUUUGCAAUUAUAUGUAAUUCUAAUAAUUUUAAUAUCUUCCUGGAAUG
Messenger RNA from Pieris rapae (cabbage white), 1333 nucleotides. RefSeq names its product forkhead box protein E1. Gene Ontology annotation, cellular component: nucleus. Gene Ontology annotation, molecular function: cis-regulatory region sequence-specific DNA binding; DNA-binding transcription factor activity. Bases 4 to 630 code for a protein of 208 amino acids. Gene Ontology annotation, biological process: regulation of DNA-templated transcription. NCBI's taxonomy places the organism in Eukaryota, Metazoa, Arthropoda, Insecta, Lepidoptera, Pieridae. The transcript is spliced from 4 exons. The record is from RefSeq and is a predicted model, not a curated record.